AUGAGUCUUGCACUACAUGAUCUGCUCAUUUGUUGUCGUCGCCUUGAAAAUGAGAAAGCUGUGGAGAGGAGGAAGGAAACUGAAAAUUUCAAGCGACUUCUCCGUGAUUCUGAAACGGUUCUCCAGCUGGACCGGAAUUCUGAUUCUAAACAAGGAAAGCAACUCAACUGGGAUGCUGUAUUUAGUAUCUUGCAGAAAUAUUUCCAGAAAGAAAUGAAAAACCUGCAACUGACAAAACCAAAUGCAUCUGCUUCGACCCAAACUACCAGACAGAAAAAGAUGCAAGAAGUUGGAAGUUUGGUCAAAUAUUUCAUCAGAUGUGCUAAUAAAAGUCAGUAA
Messenger RNA from Antrostomus carolinensis (chuck-will's-widow), 339 nucleotides. Its product is annotated as serine-protein kinase ATM-like. The record is from RefSeq and is a predicted model, not a curated record. Bases 1 to 339 code for a protein of 112 amino acids. Lineage: Eukaryota; Metazoa; Chordata; Aves; Caprimulgiformes; Caprimulgidae. Gene Ontology annotation, molecular function: protein serine/threonine kinase activity. The transcript is spliced from 3 exons.